This is a messenger RNA of Funneliformis geosporum, 186 nucleotides long. Lineage: Eukaryota; Fungi; Glomeromycota; Glomeromycetes; Glomerales; Glomeraceae. The record is from the annotation of a GenBank genome assembly.
AUGAAAAAGAUUAGUAAUACAUAUGAAAGUGCUAAUCCUUUCUUCGAUACACUUACUAAGGAAGAAAUAAUGAGAGAGGUUACAAAAGCUUAUGGAUCACCUCCUAAAUCGCAAAAGCCAGAAAAGAUUGAUGAAAUUGCAAUUGUGAAUAGGAAGGUUAUAAGAAAAAUAAUUGUCCUAACUUAG